This is a messenger RNA of Aphidius gifuensis, 1694 nucleotides long. RefSeq names its product beta-1,4-glucuronyltransferase 1-like. The coding region runs from base 77 to 1417 and encodes 446 amino acids. The transcript has 3 exons. NCBI's taxonomy places the organism in Eukaryota, Metazoa, Arthropoda, Insecta, Hymenoptera, Braconidae. The record is from RefSeq and is a predicted model, not a curated record.
UGUUACUCGAAAUGUUUUCAAGGUGUAAUAAUAGUAACAACAACAACUUAAACUAAAUUUAAAAAAAAAAAUAGGAAUGCGUUUUUAUUUACGUCGUAUUUUAUUAAUAUUAAGUAUAUUAAUAUUUUUAAUAAUUGGUACAAAAUUAUUAGCUGAUAAAAAUCUUUUAAUAAAUAUUGAUCAUGAUGUAUUGUCAUCAGUUAUAAACAAAUAUCAAGAUGUUAAUAUAAUUGCGCCUGCGUAUGCACCUGGUAUUUAUAUGUCAGGUAUAUAUCCUAAAAAUACAACAUCAUGUUCAUGGAAUUGGGGAUUACCUGAAAUUUUAACUUACUCAUCAUCAAAAUUGAUGAAAAGUCCUGAAAUUGGUGAUAAAAGUCCAUAUAAAAUAUUGCCAUUUAUUAUAAAAGGUAAAAUGACAAAUAAUGAUGAUAAAAAAUUACCUGAAUUAACACUUUGUACACAUGCAACUGCUGAUCAAGUUUAUAAUAUUGUGGAAAUUGUUAAAAGAUGGGAAGGACCAAUUAGUCUUGCUAUUUUUACACCUGGAAUUGAUGCUGGUAUUGCUGUUGAUUUACUUGAACGUGCAUGUCAUUGUGAACCACAAAUGUUUAAGGUAUCUGUUCAUUUAAUAUUCCCAGCUGGUCGUCCACCAGCAUUAUCAUCAAAUUAUUAUUCAAAAAGUGAUUGUGCAGCAUCAGAUAUACAACAACGUUCAACUGAAAGAAAAUUAAAUAAUAUUAUUUAUCCAAUAAAUGUUGCUAGAAAUAUUGCACGUCAACAAUCACAAACAUCACGAGUUCUUGUAUCUGAUAUUGAGCUAUUACCAAGUGAUAAAUUAGCAAGUGGUUUUUUAAAUAUGAUACAUAAUAAACCAAUUAAAUUUGGUUUAAUAUUUGUUGUUGCUGUAUUUGAAAUUGAAAGCACUGAAUUAAUACCAAAUAAUAAAAGUGAAUUAUUAAAAUUAAUAAAUGAUGGAUUAGCUGUUUAUUUUCAUAAAUAUGUAUGUUUACAUUGUCAAAAAUUUCCUGGUUUAACAAGAUGGAUAUUGAGAAAUGAUCCUGGUAAAGUUAGACCAUUAAUUGUAACUAAACGUGAAUUUCCACAUCACAGAUGGGAGCCAAUAUUUAUUGGUACAAAAGAUGAUCCAUUUUACAAUGAAAAUAUGUCCUGGGAAGGUAGACAAGAUAAAAUGGCACAAAUGCUUGAAAUGUGCUUGAUGAAUUAUCGCUUAAUAAUACUUGAUGGUGCAUUUCUUGUUCACUCACCAGGAAUAAAACGUAAAUCAAUCAAAUCAUCGUUACAUGAUUCAACAUAUAAUUUUAUACGUACUCAGGAAAAAUAUAAUUCACGUAUUUAUCAAAUUUUAACGAGAAAAUUGCUCAAAAAAUAUCCAGCUAAUCGAAGAUGUCGACAAUAAUAUAAACACUAUUAAAAUUAUUAUAAUUUUUUUUCAUUUUUUUUAACAUUUUCAAAUGACAAUUUAUAAAAAAAAAAAAUAAUAAGCCAUUCAGAUGAUAAUAAUUAGAAUUAAUUAGAGUAUACAUACAUACUAAUAUAUAUCACCAUGUAUAUUUUUAAAAUUUAAUAUUUAAAUUAUUAAAAAUGUGUUUUUCUUUUUUAAUAUUUUAUCUGAUCAAACAUUAUUGUCAACAGACGCACAUUUAAAUUUUUAAACUAUUAUUAAAUUUAUAAAU